Messenger RNA from Populus euphratica (Euphrates poplar), 1316 nucleotides. RefSeq lists its product as uncharacterized. Gene Ontology annotation, cellular component: plant-type cell wall. The transcript has 3 exons. The record is from RefSeq and is a predicted model, not a curated record. NCBI's taxonomy places the organism in Eukaryota, Viridiplantae, Streptophyta, Magnoliopsida, Malpighiales, Salicaceae. The coding region runs from base 81 to 1181 and encodes 366 amino acids.
CUCCCUCCUUUGCACUACAUGCCUCCUCCUCCUCCUCUUCUCUUUCUUUCCCUCGGACAAGAAAUUGUAAAGGACUUGAAAUGAGAGGAGCCGCCUUGUUGUUGUCGGUGCUGCUGUUUGCCACUAAUUGUCACUUUGCCUUCUCUUUCAUAGAAGGGCUAGUAGAGAAUGGCAACUUCGAGAAUAGCCCGAGGCAAUCGGAUAUGAAAGGAACACAGAUGAUCGGACGCUAUGCAUUACCAAAUUGGGAGAUUUCAGGCUUCGUGGAGUACAUCAAAGCAGGCCAGAAACAAGGGGACAUGUUGCUAGUAGUGCCAGAAGGAGCCUAUGCAGUAAGGCUUGGCAAUGAGGCAUCAAUUAAGCAGAGACUGAAUCUUACAAAGGGAAUGUACUAUUCCAUCACAUUUAGUGCAGCUAGAACUUGCGCUCAAGAGGAAACAUUGAACAUUUCGGUUUCUCCUGAAUGGGGUGUGUUGCCAAUGCAGACAUUGUAUAGUAGCAAUGGAUGGGACUCGUAUGCUUGGGCAUUUAAAGCCUUGAUCAGUCCUGUUGAGUUUGUUAUUCACAAUCCCGGAGUUGAAGAAGAUCCUGCUUGCGGUCCACUUAUUGAUUCAGUGGCAAUUACAUCCUUAUAUCCUCCUAGACUAACAAAUAAGAACAUACUAAAAAACGGGGGAUUCGAAGAAGGUCCUUAUGUGUUUCCUAACACGACCUGGGGUGUCCUAAUCCCACCCAACAUUGAAGAUAAGCACUCUACACUCCCUGGCUGGAUGGUUGAAUCCCUUAAAGCUGUUAAAUACAUAGAUGUAGAACACUUUUCAGUGCCUCAAGGACGACGUGCCGUAGAACUUGUAGCAGGCAAAGAAAGCACCAUUGCACAAGUAGCCCGUACCGUAAUCGGCAAAACCUAUACCCUCUCAUUCGCAGUAGGAGAUGCCAGCAAUUCAUGUGAAGGGUCAAUGGUUGUCGAGGCGUUUGCCGGCAAGGACACACUCAAAGUUCCCUAUGAGUCUAAGGGCAAAGGUGGAUUUAAGCGUGCUGUGCUCAAGUUUGUUGCUGUUUCUACUAGAACAAGAAUAAUGUUCUAUAGCACAUUUUACACCAUGAGGAGUGAUGACUUCUCUUCUCUUUGUGGACCUGUUAUUGAUGAUAUCAAGCUGUUGAGUCUCCGUGGAACAUGAAUCAUUAAAAGCUAAUUAAGGUUAUUGAUAAGUCUUUAUUAGGUUGGAUGUAUGAAUUUCGUUGUCACGGUUAUACUAUGUAUGAAUAUUUUUGCUAUAUAAGAGAGGCAGGCAGGCAAGGGGUUUUAAGGGUGA